This is a messenger RNA of Cicer arietinum (chickpea), 1189 nucleotides long. The record is from RefSeq and is a predicted model, not a curated record. NCBI's taxonomy places the organism in Eukaryota, Viridiplantae, Streptophyta, Magnoliopsida, Fabales, Fabaceae.
CUCUCUUUCUUUCACCUAUAACAUUAUCAUCAUCUUCCUUCACUGAUCUUCAAAACCACCGUUCAUAUAUUUGUCUCUCACUCUCUCAAAAUUAAAUCUCUUGAAAGAUAGUUUUUUUCUCUUUUUUUUCUUAGAUCACUUUUUUUUUCUCUUCUAAUUUCCACUAUUAUAAGCUUAAAAAUAAAAUCAAACCCUAUUAUUUAUUUUCACAAAAAGUGCACUAAAGAUCCAAUCUAGAAAAAAAUACCUAAUAAUUAAUGAUGAAUUCUCUUCAUCAAGAAUUUGAAUCUUCAUCAAACAAAGAAAUUAUGAACACCAACCUCAUGAGCAUAACGAACACAUCAUCAUCAUCAUCAACAACAUCAUCAACAUCCAUGAUGACCAUAUCAUCAUCAUCUACUACAUCAUCAACAACAUCACCACCUUCAACAUCAACAACACCAAGUAGAUAUGAGAAUCAAAAGAGAAGAGAUUGGAACACUUUUGGACAAUACCUAAGAAACCAUAGACCACCACUCUCACUCUCACGUUGUAGUGGAGCUCAUGUCCUUGAAUUCUUAAGGUAUCUUGACCAAUUUGGUAAAACAAAAGUUCACACACAAAUUUGUCCUUUCUAUGGACACCCUAAUCCACCUGCACCUUGUCCUUGUCCUCUUCGCCAAGCGUGGGGGAGUCUUGAUGCACUCAUUGGGAGACUUAGGGCUGCUUUUGAAGAGAAUGGUGGGAAACCUGAAGCUAAUCCUUUUGGUGCUCGUGCUGUUAGACUUUACCUUCGUGAAGUCAGAGAUUCACAAGCUAAAGCUAGAGGUAUUAGUUAUGAGAAAAAGAAGCGGAAGCGUCCGCCUCAGCCGCCGCUGCCACCACCGGAAUCAAAUGCAACUACAACUGAUCAUCCCUAGUAAGUUGUGAGAUGAGUAGAUGGUGUAUUAGUGCAGUGUGAGAUUGGGCGUGUGGAUGCAGUGCAAUGAGAGAAACUGCAAGUAGCAGUGUGAGUAAGUAAUUUGAAGUUGCGGUUAGAAGCAGUAAUAGCUAAAGGGUUUGUGUUUGUGUGUUGUGUGACCAAUUAUUCACGGUCCAAUUUGUAAUAAAUACGUGUGUACUUGAAGGUGGGUCAUUUAUGACUCAGUUAUGGAUUUGCAGAUCAUGUUCCAUGUCUACUUCUUUAUAUCCAUGCGGUAAAUUGCUAUUA